UGGAAAGUAACUAUGUCGUACUGAGCUUGUGUUUCCAUGCUAUGCUUCUUUACACUUCUGCUCCACUGUAUUUCAAAUGGAAAUAAUGUACUUUUAAAUCCACUACAUUUAUUUGACGGCUGUAGUUACUUUAUAGAUUCAAAUCUUUAGUCCCAAACUACCCAACACUGUAUAAAAAUAUAGUUAAUCAGAACUGUACCUCAGCUUCAAAUUCAAAUAGCUACUUACACAUUAAUGCAUCAAUAAUAGUAUUACAUUUCCUACAGGACUUCUAUUAAAUUUUGGUGCUGCCUUUUACUUACUUCUUUCAGAGCUGCAGUUACUUUACAUAUUAAUAAUUUCCUCACAAAACACAGGCCCAUCUCAUCAAUUCACUGCAUUAACAUAGAUGCAACUGUCAAGCACCCUCAGCUUAAAAUGCUGCAUAUACAUGAAAGCCUCAAUAAUUAUAAUCCAAUAAUAAAGUAUAGUGUAUAAUAAAGUAACAUAGGGGCCAUUUUUUCUAAAUGUUGAAGUACUUUUUUAUGAUUUUAGUUUUGGUAAAACUUUGAAUCCAGAUUUGGAGUUUGGGAAAGUUUUACAUUAGUUCACUGUUUUGUUAAAAAUGGUGAAUAUUUCUGCCUCUGCCUCUCAAGUAAGUUACUGCUGUUGACUUUUACAUCUACAGCCAUAUUUGCUAUUACUUAAAUACAGUUUUCUUAAUGUGCCACUAUAAACAAAUGAGAUUGUACUUCCUUAUUGUAGUUACUUCCAUUCAGUGUCCAUAUCGCUUAUCCUCAUAGUAGCCUACUUUUAGUACAAUUUUCUGAUUUUACUUUACUUGUUUUAAUAAUAAAAGUAGCAGCUGCAGCAGAGCAGUGUAAUCCAGUUCACCUCUGUAUAUUUGUACCAACGGGACAAACACAUUUUUUGUUUAGAGUUUGUAUCUUUCAAAAAACAUUUCUGAAAAAGAACCUUUUUUUAAUGUGAUGCUCUGGAAAAGAAGCGCACAUCUGGACGCGCUCAUUUCCUCCGAGCGGGGGUGCACCUCACGCCGCCCCCCCCCCCUGCAGCACAGCAGUGGUACAAUCCGUGUUGGAUGCUUUAGCUCAUUGACCGGCGGACAAUCCUCAUCAGUACCAGCAGAGCCCCGGAGCUUCUGACAAAACCGGCCCUUCAUUCCCCCACAAAGCGAGCGAGCGAGCAGCCGCCUCCAGCCUCUCCGCCCCGCCAUGAAACAGACUCUGAGCGAACUGUUGAGGAUGAGUAGGAUUUGCCGGAUGGUUUUUGCCACUUGUUUGGGAUCCUUUAUUCUGGUCAUCUUUUAUUUCCAAAGUAUGUUCCAACCAGUCAUGCGGAGGAACCCCUUCAUGGUGGACGGCUGCUGUAGGAAAGGGUCCCGCAACGCCCUGCAGGAGCUCUACAACCCCACACAGCUGGAGUUGUCAGGAGCGGCCGUCCUCCACCAGGCCAGGAGGGAUCAGGUAGUGGACUCCUGUCGAGUCUACAGUGCUUCCAGCCGUAAGCGACGAGUCCUGACACCCGGAGACCUGAAACACCUCGUGGUUGAUGAGGACCAUGAGCUCAUCUACUGCUAUGUCCCCAAGGUGGCUUGCACCAACUGGAAACGUGUCAUGAUGGUGCUGACAGGUCGGGGCAAAUACAGUGACCCAAUGGAAAUCCCUUCCAAUGAAGCCCAUGUUCCAUCCAACCUGAAGACCCUGAACCAGUACAGCAUUGCUGAAAUCAACCACCGCCUCAAGAACUACUUCAAGUUCCUCUUUGUCCGUGAGCCCUUCGAGAGGCUCGUCUCUGCAUACCGCAACAAGUUCACUCUCAAGUACAACUCAUCCUUCCACAAGCGCUUUGGCACCCGUAUAGUCCGGCGCUACCGCAAGAAUGCCACACAGGACGCCCUUGUCAAUGGUGCUGAUGUCAAAUUCAAGGAAUUCACUGAGUACCUGGUGGACCCGGCCACGCAGCGCGAUGGCCCGCUCAACGAGCACUGGCAGACCGUCUACCAGCUUUGCCACCCAUGUCACAUCCACUAUGACCUGGUGGGCAAGUAUGAGACACUGGAGGAGGAUGCAAACUAUGUGUUACGGCUGGUGGGUGUCGGCAACUCCCUGCGCUUCCCGAGCUAUGCCAAGUCCACUCGUACCACAGAUACCAUGACGGCCCAGUUCUUCAGCAAUAUCAGCACCCAACAGCAGAUCCAACUCUACCAGCUUUACAAGUUGGACUUCCUCAUGUUCAACUACUCCACACCCAGCUACCUCCGGCUGGACUAAUGGAGGACAGAGCUGGGACUCUGAGAAUGGCUGCCUUGUUUAAGAAGAGGCAACAAAAUCAGUAAAGGGCAAAAUUUUUUGGAAGCAAACUUGAUUUAAAAAACUGUCAUCAUACCUUACAGGUGUGGGGUUUGGAAUAAACAUAAACAGAUGCUGAAAGAAAGAAAAAUAAUGCGUGCUUGUCUGGGCAUAAGUAGGAGGAUGUCCAGUCAACUCUGGAUGAUCCAGAGAGCACUGACUGGAUGAGAAUAUGGGCUGAAUGGACCAAACGCAUGCAAAGACUAACAUGAGGGUGAAGCAGGUCUUCAAGAUGUUUUAAAAGGGGAACUUUCCUGAUGAUGUUCCCUACACAAUUAAACAAACUGCUGACAAAUUAGGCUGCUUCAGAUUCUGCAAAGUAAACAGCGACCUCGCACGCGCCCUGACCCUGAUGCAUCGCGCGAGCUAAGCUUAUCUUUCCCUCCCCCUGAUCAAUAGAGAUACUCCGUCAAAUUGUAAAAGACGAUUCAUGUCCUCUGCUGUGCUGCCAGCAUGGUGUGUUAGCACCCAUCACCCUUGCCCUCAUUAGAUUCAUACAUUUCAGAGGGCAACUGGCUCAUCAACGCCUCAAGGACACCCUAUAACGGACAGCUACUGACUUCACUCUCAAGACCUUUAUGACUAGUACUACUACAGCCAAACUGUCCCUGGUCUCUGUCAUUAUAAUGUGGGCAGGGGGGACCUCUCAUGUUACACACCGAGGACCUUGUGAAACUGGAGACGCCUGCCGCAAAAGUGAAGUAUAGAAGCGUUUAAUAAAUCAUUGCCUGUAAACGAUCCUUGACACUUUUGGAUGCAGUGUGGAAGGUACAGGAUGCGCUGAUUGGGGCGCACCAGCUGUGAGUCUGCCACUGAGUUGAAAGAAAAGAGACAGCUUGAGCGGUUGUGAAAGGCUUAAAGGCACUGGAUGAAAUAAUCCCCGCGUUGCCGCGUCCCGCCCAGGGCCAUCACGUCAAGGGCCACACCCACAAAGCCUCUGUUCCAAUGACCAAACAUGUCUGUCUUUCAGUAAAUUAAGAUUAUCCUUUUGUGUACAUGCUUAAUUUAGUUUCUACUGAAGCGUUGCUGCGAGCAGCAAUUACAAAAGAUUAUUUAAUUUGCUUUGUUCAUUAAACUAAGAGAACAAUUUAAUAUUUUGUUUUCCUGGGCUGAUGAACAAUUUAAAAGAUUUUUGAAAGUUGAACUGUUGUUAAGAGUUUUGUCAUGCUGAGUUCUCUCUUCACAACUUGCCUCAGAUGCCACUACAUUAUUAGUGCAUCACAGCACUUUCAUUUCUGAAGGGUUUAUUGUACAUUUCAGCCCACGGCUUUGUCCUUCUGUGUCUGAGUUCAUCAGAGAUUUGUGGGUGAUUUUCUAUUUCCUGUUGUCAAACAUUUGGUGCCAAAAUGGCCAUGAGAGCCUCAGAGAUCCAUACUCAGUGCUCAGUGUGCAUCGUUGCAGUUAAGCAAACUCAUAGGACGACCCCACCCCCACCCCCCCCACCCCCCCCACCCCCACAUCCCAUCCCCAGCCACACCAUGAGAACAAGCUGCUGCUCUCAGUGUACAUAUCAAUAAUCUACUGCCCACAUCACAGAAUCAGAGACUAUAUCUCAUACUGUAAUGUGAUUAAUGUUAGCAAUACUAAGCAAUGUCAAGGUUAAUAACUGCACACUCCAUCAUGCUGUUAAUUGGAUUACAGGCUGUUGAGUAAGCAUUAUAGAGGAGGGAGAGAAGAAGAGGAGGGGGCGAGAGAACAUCUGACCUGUCUCCCUCACACUGUAGAGAGAGAGAGAGCAAGAGAGAGAGCGAGACAGUCAUUUUGGUUUUUUUUCACUUCAAAUUCAAAGUAAUAAGCAACACUUUUGGAAAUGCUGCAUCUCUUUGUUGCACUUGACGGAACCAGAAAUAAUGUUUUUUGCUUUGAUCAGACUGUACCUCUCUCUCUGUCCUUUAGACUAAGUUAAACUGCCCCUAAUUAAAAGACAUUUAAGGGGUUUUAUUAAUAAUAGUUCUAUACAUCAUUCUUGCUGGUAAUGAUGACAUUGAUAACAAUGCUAAAUGCUAAAUGCUAAAGCAGGGAACUGCCUUGGAGCCCUAGACCCCCAGGAGCCCCUUAAAGCCCCAGGUUCCUUAUUUCGCAAUAGGUUUGUGGUAAUUUGAUUAACUGUAACUUUAUUUGAGAGUAAGUAAUAUUUUAAAGACCUUCAUUGUUUUAUCUCUGUGCUCAUAGGGUGCAUAUAAAUGAUUCAUUUGUGUUAAUUUAAAUUACCACACAGCAGCUCCAGGACUAUUUAAUAUACUGGAUUAGCUCAUUUCUGGCCCAGGGCCUCCUAGAAGGUUAAUCCAGCCAUGUUGCUAUAGACAGCUUUAAACAAGAUUUAAUCUGUUACUACUGAAGUGAUAAUUAAAGGUUAUUAGACGUGGGGUUGUGUGAGGUACUGAUCUAUUGUCAGUGUGUUACCUACAGUAGAUUCAGAUCAGAGAAGCAGCAGGAGCAGAGGUACAGAAGCUGAGUGAUGAGCUGCUGUGGGCGGGGUCAGCAGAGAAACAUGUUUUAGGUAUUCCUAUGCAUCAGCCUAUGGUGCACACUGUAUUACUCCAGUAGUCAGACAGAGCUAAAAGUAGUUGCUCUUGUACGUUGGAAUACGGUAGUUCAAUCGUACUCAUCUCAUCACUCAGCUUCUGAUCUCAUCUGAAUCUACUGCAGGUAAAACACUGACUAUCCAUCAGAACCUCACACAAGCCCACGUCUAAUAACCUGAAAUAUCACUUUAAAGGUUAUUACAGCACAAACUGUCUGUUAUAAUAAAGCUGUCUCCUGGUUCAGGUUUGAGCUGCUGUACUUUAAGGAGCUGGUAGUUAUUACUCCUCAGCCUAUAAAAGGAGCAGUGUCACAUCGUCUGUGGCUCUGGAGAGAGCUUCCCAACAGCUUUAUGAGUUUUUAUCAGGAAGCCUGGGUACAAGAAACUGCGGGUGAAGGACCUGUUCACCAGGCAGCCAGGAGCUCAUGAAGAAUUCAGUGUAUGUAGAUCUUGACUUCUACAUUCUAAAAGUCAGGAUAUAACAGACUCUGCUGUUUCGAUUCUGAUCAUUCUCUUUUUAAUCUGUCUCUAGUGAUGCUUCAACCUUUAGGAAGUGCAAUACUUAAUAACUGGAGUUUUAAGUAGACAGUUUACCUUGAUAUUUUACUCCCAGAUUGACAGUGAGGUAAAUGCACUUGUUUAUUUGACAGCUAAACUGCAACUCCAGGACUGAUUCCCUAUAGAAUUUUGCCUCGUGGUUUUUAAAAUGAAGCUUAGUUAUUAUAAAGAGACACAUUCUGGUGGAUGCUGCAGACCUCCCCCUGUAGCUUUUCAUGUAUUAUUACUGUACAUGAAUGUACAUGUACCUGUCUGUGGGUUGUAAUGACAGAACAGCCGUGUUGUUCUGUUUUUGCCCUCACACAGACAUCUGGGUGUAAUACAGGAGAAAGAUCCUUGGCCCUCACCCCCCUCCACCCCUGUAGAAACAAUUGCUGUAUUCUCAACACAGACUCCUCACAUUAGCACUCCUGCUGCUGUUAAUGCCACACAGCAUCUUACUCAGCAGUUGCAGGCCAAGGCUCGGGUGGGUAGAACCUCUCCACUUUAACACACUGACUGAGCCUCAGUUUAAACUGCUCAUUUAGCCCCAGACUGAAAGACUAACGAUACACAGAGGACCUCUGAGGCUGCAAACAAGUCAUUAUAGAGGCCACUAUUUUCUGCUCUCUAACCUCACUCCUAAAGUGGCCUCCUGUAUAAAAGAAAAAAGAAAACAGAGGCAAGUCAAUGAUCCCUACCGUCCCUGCAGGAAAAGAGCAGCCAGCUUAAACAAACAGAGCUGGUCUCAAAUCCCCUCAGGGACUGAAGCGAGCACCGUGAGGCCCCAGCUGACUUUCUGUGACCGCAGAUCCAGCAACUCCACCUUCUGCAUAAAUCCUGCUCACUGCCUGGCUGUCUGAUACUGUAGGAGUGUUCAUAUCCAUGUCAAACUGACGGGUUUAUUUCUGCUGUUUGUUCAACGACGUCUAUUAUUAGACUGAAUUACAUAUUUACUGUUUUUCAGAAAGGAAAACAGGAAAUUAUCUAAACAUAUCCAGGGAAGCUUUUUCUCAAGGAGCACUGGAUGGUGUGACUUCUGCUUAUUUCUUCAUUCUGUUAUUUAUGCAUAGAUUUACAUAUCUUUAUAUACAGUGAUGUAUAGUGCCAUAGCAGGUAGAUCUCAUUACAAUUAAAGGGAAACUUUUGGGAUAUAUGUGCAUUUGCUUUUCGGCUGAAGGUUGGAUGAGAAGAUUGACAGAUGUGACUCUAAUAAAGUAUCUGUCUGAUAAAUAUCAAGCUGCUUAAGCUAAGCUAACUGACUGCUAGCUUCAUAUUCAUCAUACAAAUAUGAACAUGUUGUCGAUCUUUUCGUCUGGCUCUCAGCAAGAAAGAAAAUCUAGUUUUUCUGGUUUUAUUUUGGAGACUUUUUGGCACCAAAACCACAAUAAACUCCAGAAAUACUAUGACACUUGACAUCCACAGUACAGAGGGACAAAGCCAGAACAUCUAAACAGCUUCUCUCCUCUGCCUGUUGUACAGUCCCAAAGCAGGAUGUUUCUGUACAGUGUUGACAUGAUGUUCUACAUUCUGCUGCUGUUUUUUGAGCUGUCAUCUUUGGAUGUUAUAUUGAUUAAUUACUCUGGUUGCCUCACAUACACACUCAGUGCGCACACACACACACAUACACACAACACACACACACACACAGACACACACACACACACACACGGUAUGUAUGGCACUUUUCUUUCUAUGUGCCUUUCAUUUACAGCAACACAGAACUUUCCUCAAUAAGACUAUCACCCACAUACACAAACACACACACACACACACAUACACACACACACACACACACACAGACUUGUCACUUGUUCUAUAAACAACAAAAAAACAAAGAAACAGCAGUGUCUUUGCUUGAAGGAUAAUUCUGGUAUAUUACAACAGGUCAGUUCAAAUCUGGGAAUACAGGAGCGAAUGAUGGAGCAGGAGACGUUAAUCAAGCCAACAGUCCACUUUAUUAGGAGGAUAAACCAAAAGUGUGUGCACCUGAAAUGUUAGUAACAAUCCCAUCCUGUACGGCAAGCAAAGCAGACCAAAGUUAGUUCUAAAACUCUGAAUCAGUGCCCACAUCUCUGAUACAGUCAGCAAUUCGAAUGUGUCCACUGACGUCUGCUUCAGCCAGCUGGAGAACCAGCCGACCAAUCAGGGCUCUGUCUGUGGGAUAACGAUGUCAUCUUUCUACCUAGCUACAAAAAUAGACACAACUGUACAGGUUGUUGUCAGUUGAUCGAUCUUCCCGCUGAUCCACAGGUGCAAAACAAAUGAGCACCUCUGACAGUGGAAUUAUUAGUUGUAUGAUAAAGUCUCACAUAAAAUUUGAAGUCACAGAGAGAGACAUGCGAACAUGACACAACAGUUACACCUUCUCAAAUUGUUCAUUGCAGGUGCACAGAUCCUGUUUUAAUGAAUCACAAAUCACAAAAGUCAUGAGCUGAUUCUUUGCUACAGUUGCUCCAGUGAAUGUGGCGCAAAACACAUUCAUACACCCGUAUCACAUGAUGGGAAGUCAUGGACAAAAUAUGCAUAUCUGCAAAUCAGUAUGUGAAUUCAUGCAAUGAGAGUUGCAUACCUGUAGAAUAUUUUCUCACAAAUACAUCUUUUUCUUGGAUAUUUUUGUAGCAAACAUAAGUCAACAACUACAACUGCUUCAAGCUGCAAAUGACAAGUUCUGCACACUCUCACUUGUGGUUAGUGGUGGUUGUGUUUCUGUGGAGUGGAUCUGUUAGUGUAUCUGUGGAGCCAGGUGUGGCCACUGUUCAGAGACUUUUAGCCAAUUAGAGGAGCUCGUUUAGGCGCCUGUCCCUUAGCUUGUCCCCAAUGACAGGCUGGAUGAAUGAGCAUUAUCUGUAAACUCUGAUGAAUGUUUACAACUAUUUCCUCAAGCUGUUUUUUGUAAACAUCCAUCACAAUUUACAGACUGAGUUCCAAAUGUACCACACACACACUGAUAAUCUAACCUGUUGGCUUGUUGACCUCGUGUCUGUUUCAUGUUUCCCUUGUAUUUUAUUGUCGUAUUGUUGCGUCUUUCCCUGAUUAUUGACUUCUCAAGUACAACAGUGUUUUACUAAUAUCAAUUAUGACCAAAACUACAAACCUUGGCCCCAAGAAUUGUCCUUUAAACUAUGGGGCUAGAACAGUGACAGUAACAUUUUGACAUUGAAAAUAAAAUUUGGCAUUGAAAACAAAACAUGAACUGAAAAAGGAAACAAUGACAGACAGACAGACAUGAAAAAAAAACCAUAAUACAAAAAAAUCUCAAAAUUAAAUAACAUUAAAUUGUAAGAUUGUAGUUUGUUUUUUGUGCCAGUGUUUUAUUUUUCAGUGGGGUUAGGGUUAGGCACCUUUUUCAGUGCCAGUAUUUAUGUCAGUGCCAAUACAACUUUUUCCAAUCAAUGCCAAUUCCUUUUUCAGCUCAGGUUUUGUUUUUAAUGUCAAAAUGUAACUGUCACUGUUCUAGCCCCAUAUUAAACGAGUUGCUUUCUGUGAUUUCUAACAAGCUUUAUGUCAUUAUUGAGAAGUUCUUUGUUGUCUAAAGAGCAGCUGUUGAGUCCUGCACAUGCCCAGUAGAACACCUGUAAGUGAUGCUCUUUGAUAAAUCAGUGAGGGUGGAAGGCUCAUCAUAUGUUUACAAAUGAACAGGUUAUUACAUGUUAAUAGGAUUUGUCAUCCGUGUGGCCUCAGUGACCCUGCCACCUUUCAUCUUGUAUGUCCUCCUUCUCUGAGCAGAGGUCACACACCUCCUGUGUUUCCGGCAGCUUCAGGUGUUUCCAGAUGGUGUAUGUGCUGUGCGGUAACCUUUGCAGUGAUGUGUGUGUGUGUGUGUGUGUGUGUGUGUGUGUGUGUGUGUGUGUGUGACCUCAUGAGGAACGAGUCCUAGAGUCCGUUACUGAAUUUAUACCAUCAGCAUUCUUCGCCAUCGUGUGUGUUGGAGUGCCUCAUGUGCUGUAACUACUAUUGGAGCAGCUGGAUAAUGGCUGCAUGAGUGUGUGUAGGUGACGUGUGUGCAUGUAUUUGUGUGUGUGUGUGUGUGUGUGUGUGUGUGUGUUGCACACGCUCUGCCUUAGUGGGAAGGAUGGACUCUCAUUCAAAUAAGCGCCAUUUAUUUAUUUAUUUAUUCUCAGAAAACUACCCACACUCCUUCUUCGCUAUCACCAUGGCAACACACCUAUAAACUCACCAUAUCUCUCAUUUCCUCCUGGGACAGCUUCUCGCUGUCCCUGUUGUACUCGUUCAUUGCUCGGUUCAUUUUCAGGCGUGCUCACAGAAAUCAUGAAUAAUUGAGUGUGUGCUGUGCACUGAGUAUGAGAGAGUGGUGUCGAUCCUGCAGCAGCGCGACCCACCGUUCAUCUUGUCUGACGUUUUCACAAUAAAAUAACACUGAAACUCA
This is a messenger RNA of Seriola aureovittata, 9799 nucleotides long. It is a transcript of the gene chst11, whose product is annotated as carbohydrate (chondroitin 4) sulfotransferase 11. The coding region runs from base 1212 to 2270 and encodes 352 amino acids. Gene Ontology annotation, biological process: proteoglycan biosynthetic process; carbohydrate biosynthetic process. The transcript has 4 exons. Gene Ontology annotation, molecular function: sulfotransferase activity. Lineage: Eukaryota; Metazoa; Chordata; Actinopteri; Carangiformes; Carangidae. Gene Ontology annotation, cellular component: membrane. The record is from RefSeq and is a predicted model, not a curated record.